Molecule: messenger RNA, 2210 nt
Organism: Sturnus vulgaris (Common starling)
Lineage: Eukaryota; Metazoa; Chordata; Aves; Passeriformes; Sturnidae
Source: RefSeq, a predicted model, not a curated record
AUGGUGCUGGCCAGGGAUGGGUUGCUAAUACUGCUGCUGGGGCUGGUGUGUGCCACAGGGCUCUGUGCUGUGCCAGCUGCUCUUCAGGAAGACCCUAAGUGUGGGCAGAAAGUGCAAGAGCCCAGCCCAUGGAGUUAUUUUGUCCUUUUCUCUCGGAUUGUGGGGGAACACCAGGUGAAGCAAAGCUCACAUCCAUGGCAGGUUUCCCUGAAGAGAAGGCAAAAGCGUUUCUGUGGAGGCAGCAUUGUUUCUGCUCAGUGGGUGGUCACAGCAGCUCACUGCACCCUGGACAGUUCAUGUCCCUGUGUGGCAGGUGCAUCAAUUUUCCCAGCAUGUCUUCCUCAGCCAGGUGAAAAGUUUGAUGCAGGAUAUAUCUGCACUGCUUGUGGCUGGGGCCAUUUAAAGGAAAAUGGACUAAUCCCUCAGGUCUUGCAUAAGGUCAAUCUCCCAAUCCUAAACAGCAGAGAGUGUUCAACAGCACUGUCAACUUUGAAGAAACCCAUCCAGGGUGACACCAUAAUGUGUGCUGGAUCUCCAGAUGGAGGAAGAGAUACCUGCCAGGGAGACUCUGGAAGUUCCCUGUUGUGCGGGGCCUGGACCCUUGCUGGUGUCAUCUCCUGGGGGCUGGGAUGUGCCCGUGGCUGGAUGAGGAACAAGGAGAAGAAACAUUCCAACAGAGGAUCCCCAGGGAUAUUCACAGAGCUCAGCGUGGUGCUGCCCUGGGCUCAGGAGAACAUGAGUGCUGAUCUGAAAGUGAAAAGCUCCACAGCGUUUUGUAGUGUUCAGGAUGGCAAACUCUGCAACAGAGAGGGGGAAUUACAUUUUCCUGGAAGGCCUGGACAGUUCUAUCAAAACCACCAAUUGUGUAUAUGGACUCUGUUUGUGCCAGAAGGGAAUUACAUAUGGCUUCAUUUCUCCCAGUUUGAUGUAGAGCCAGAAGUGUCCUGUGACUACAAUUCUUUACCAGUCUAUUCAAAAGAUGACAGACUCGUGGGGAAAUUCUGUGGAGGAGAUCUUCCAUUACCUAUUUUGAUUGGUUCCAAUAGCAUAAAGCUGAAAUUUGUUUCUGAUGAAGAGGAUUAUGGAACUGGUUUUUCCAUUACUUACAAAGCUCUUACACCAGAUAUUCUUCCUGAUAUAAAUAUUUUGAAUUCAACCAGAGAAGAAGAUUUUGAAAACAUGAAUGUUACUGAAGAAGAAAUAAAGGUUACAACAGAGGAUGUUUGUGGAAUGCCUUCAAAUCAGCCCAGGUUCCUCUUCAGCAGGAUAACUGGGGGUGAAGAAGCUGUGCCCUACUCGUGGCCUUGGCAGGCCAGUGUAAAAACUGCAGACGAGCACAUGUGUGGAGGAGCAGUCCUUGCCCAAGAAUGGGUUGUCACAGCUGCCCACUGCCUUCAUUGCAGGGAAGCAUACAGAGACUUAUGGAUGGUGGUAACAGGACUUCAUGAUCUUACAGAGCAAGGGUACAGACAGAAAAGGACAGUCAAGCAGCAUUUGAUACACCCCAGUUUUAACCAGACCACUCUGGACUCUGCUGCAGCUGCUGAGCCUCUGGAAUUCAGCCCCUCCAUGCUGCCAGUGUGCCUCCCUGCUGAGCAGGAGGUGCUGCAGCCCUCCAGGAUGUGUGUGGUGGCAGGGUGGGGUGCACCUGAAGCAGACAGAGAAAAGGGGAAAAAACUGUAGCUGCUGGAAGUCCCUGUCCUGGCAUCUGACAUAUGUCAGAGCUAUUACAUAAACCUUCCCAGUAAAGUGACCCAGGGGAUGAUGUGUGCAGGAUUCCCUCUGGAGGAAGGCAAGGACUCAUGCACAGGUCAUUCUGGAGGCCCAUUAGUUUGUCCUUCAGAGGAUAACUCAGGGUUUUACACCCUCCAUGGAAUUACUAGCUGGGGCUUGGGAUGUGGAAGAAAGAACUACCCAGGAAUAUACAUCAAUGUUGUUUUUUUUGUUGACUGGAUCAAGAAGAAUAUUAAUAGUAGUGGUAUGUAGAAAAAACCCAAAACAAAUUAAUCAUUUUGCUAUUGUUAGAUGAUUAAUUUGAGGUCUUUUCAAGGAUGCCAUUUUUAUAUCUGGGUGUUCAGCAUUCCCUGAGAUCUUGGCUGUUUAAAAUAUCCCUAGCUGAACUCCCAGAAAAGAAACAAACUUCAAUCAGCAGUAACUUCUGAAAAUCUUAUUUCUUCCAAUUGUAUUAUUAUCAUUAUUCCACUCUCUAC